Molecule: messenger RNA, 2193 nt
Organism: Fusarium keratoplasticum
Lineage: Eukaryota; Fungi; Ascomycota; Sordariomycetes; Hypocreales; Nectriaceae
Product: Zn(2)-C6 fungal-type domain-containing protein
Exons: 5
Coding region: 1-2193 (730 amino acids)
Biological process (GO): regulation of DNA-templated transcription
Cellular component (GO): nucleus
Molecular function (GO): zinc ion binding; DNA-binding transcription factor activity, RNA polymerase II-specific
Source: RefSeq, a predicted model, not a curated record
AUGGUGACUUCACCAACAAAGGGUUGUGCGUAUUCUCCGCUCCGAACACCCCGUGCGUCUUCUCUCCGCUCCAUUGACACUGCUCUCCGAUACCCAACCCUUCUCCGAGUUCGAAACAUGGCUUCCAGGCAACCUGCGUGUGAUCCCUGUAGAAGAGCCAAGCUUGCAUGCGACCACACUCGUCCAGUCUGCUCCCGUUGUCGGAGCCAACAGAAGCAGGGGUUAUGCACAUACAGGGUUUCUCCCUUCAAGAGGAAGCGUGCAAGCGCUUCUUCGCCGCAGCCUCAAGAAAGUCGUCCUAGCCGUCGCCGCAGCUCUCAAGAUGUCACCCCAACUCGUACCAGUUCUCAGACCCCUGUCACCAACAAGACCUACCUGUAUCCCAACCCGGGGCAUAUCGGACGUUCAAGUCAUGUCGCCAUCUUCAACCAAAUAUUUCCUGACCAGUCAGACGAAUCUCCAACUGCUGCAACAGGGCAUAGUGGUUCCCCGAAUUCCGUAAGCCCUGAGGGUCCCUCCUUGGAUGAUAACCCUUUGGCUAGAAAAGGAGCCGGGCUAUUAAAAAAACUCCUAGAAUCGUAUAGUCUAUCGUCUAUGGAGAGGUUCGUCUCCUUCUGGAUUGAAAAGGGGGUAAACCUGCCCCUUGCAGAACCCUUUGUGGCCCUCUGCGCCCAAAUAUCCAACUACUCCUGUCUAUCAACCUUCGAGGGUCCAGAUUGGCACUUUAGAAUGGCCCAAAAGAUGUUAGCCAACACAACCCGGCCCUUGGAGUAUGACGGCAACACAGGUUUCUCUGAAUAUGUUGCUCAGUUCACAGGGGAAAAUACACGCUGGGAGACUUUAGGCCUCUUCUUGAGCGCUGUUCUUCGGGCUUUGAUCGAGAUUCCCUUCUUUCCUACUCUGUAUACUACAGAGGACAGCCAACGCGAUCUGAAAAAUAAGUUGCUGGCCUUGGUCGGCUGCUCCCUGGACGUUUGUCUCUCCUUGGACUGCUUGAACGACCUGCAACAUGUGAUCCAGUACGAAAACACGAUUACCUACACAUACACAAGCGGAGAUCAAAGCUUUUUCUUAUAUCGAAGGCUCGGGGACGUCAUGGCGUCCGUCUUUGCACUCGGAUACCACGAAGACUUAGACGCCAAGUCUGACACACCUCAGUUUCUCAUCCAACUACGAAAAGCGGCGUUUGCGCGUAUCUACUCGGCAGACAAGAAUGGUUCCCUUUUCCUUGGUAGGCCACCGCGUCUGAGCAAGAGAUUCUCUUGUUUUCAGCUUCCUGAUAGUCGCCUACCUCUGGAUUGUACUACAGCGACGCUUGAGCCGAUUGGCACUCGUGAAUGGGAUCCAGAGUCGGUUAUGAACUACAGAGCGGAGACUAGGUGGUCGGCUUUGUGUGCCUUUGUGAAGGAAGAGGUGAUGGAGCUUAUGUUUGACAACAGCCGCACCGACUGCCGGCAGAAGAUUGAAGCCUUACAAGAAAUGGCAGACUCACAAUGGAACGCUCUCCCACCGCACUUCCGUCUAAGCACCAGCAUCAAACAACACAGCGACGCUCCGUUUGAACGCGACUUUGUGGCCAGCACACGUCUCAACUACUUACACACAACGUUUCUUAUCCGCCGCCUGGCACUGGAUCGUCUAUCCGAGCCGGCAGCGCCCCUUAUUGAAGUUUCAAUCGAGAUGCUCAAGCUUGCUGUCGAGGUUAUGGUUCUACGGGAAGAGCUGUCAAAUUCGGGUACUAGGCUCACCUGGAAGAUCGCUCACUAUGGACUGCCUGCUGCGGGUAUAAUCAUAAUGGCGAUGCUUAACCAGCACCCCACGCCACAGUGCCUACGAAUUUCCAGGUCUAGGGUUCUUCAGGACCUCGCAGUUCUCGUGGCCGAAGUUGAGAGAGGUACGGUGGUCAAGGCAGAAGACCCCAACUACGCCAUCCUAUCGAAAGCCACGCAAACAAUCCAGCGAUUUCUCGACUUUAUCCACAGCGAGCAACCCAUAGAGGCAGCCCCGCCGCAGUUAUCGGAGCAGCUGCAUCCUGACGCGCCGUGGGGACAGCAGCUGGGACAGGACUUGGAGUCUGAGUUUUCAUUCUGGCAGGGCAUUGCAGACCAUCCCUCUUUGUACACUCAGUAUCUUUUGCCGUCGGGUGAAUUACCUGGGGAGCCCUCCAACAUGCCGGGGCCAGAAGAAACUUAG